AUGGACCAUCAGGGCGCAGGUUUCGCCUUUGACACCAACAUGGAUUUCAGCAACAUGUUUGCGACGCCGCAGCAGCAGCAGUCGUACACGCCAGCGGAUAACACUUCUGGCUUCUUCUUCGCUGACGAGGGUAUCGAUACUUCUGCAUCAUCAUCUUUCAUUGAUCCGGCUGUAUUCGAAACCAACCCUCAGCAGUGCACAAUGCAACAGAGUCUGACCUUGGAUGACACCUCGGCGACCCCAGCGUGGAUGGCACAGCUCACACCUGAUAUGCAGCUCCAACAUACCGCGAAGGCAUACCCACCUACACCACUUCACUCAUUUGAUGCCAUGCCUACGCAGUUUAAUGUGCUUGGCAAGCGGCCGCUGCAGCUUGAGACGCAGGACUACCCUCAAUCUAAGCGUCACGCAAGCUUUGAUUUCCCAUUAUUCCCAACACCUCCUGCAACAACGACAUCCAGCUGGGGUCUGGAGGCGACCCCGCCCGUGGCCGUAGAAGGUCUUCCAGAUGAGGCAGCCGAUGUCUGCGCAACGUGGUUCCAUAAAUACAAUGUGCUGCCCAGCGAUAGGCACAUCGACUCACUAAGCCAGCUCACCGGUGAGCCUGCAGAUGCCAUCCGAAGCUGGUUUGGUCAGCUCUUGAAGCAGGGCAUGGGUGGCAACCAGAGCGAUUCGGCCUACAAGUCCCAAACGGCACUCAUCCAACAAGACCGGCAGCAGAAGCAGCCAGAACUCUUUUGGGAUGAUCAGUCGUACCAAACAGAGCUUUCGGGGGCAUACACUGCUUAUGGGAACACGAUACAACAAGCACUUGGAGAGACGGUCACCCCCGGCUCGUCACCAAAUUGCGACAAUACUACCGUCACCAUACAGCCAGUCACCACACGGGGUAAGAAACGGUGCACACCUACCGAAGACCUGGAGUUGCUCGGUAGGGAUCCCAGAAAAAUUUACCAGUGCACUCGGAAAUGCGGCAAGCGGUAUGGCCGUAAGAAUGACUGGAAGCGGAAUGAGGAAGAAGGUUACCCAUGCAAAUCAUGGGUCUGCAGCCUGUGUACAGUCGGGGGUGUCGAUAACGUUCGACCGUGCUUCAGAAAGUACCACUUUGUCCAGCAUUUCCGCAAUAUCCACCCCGAGAUGAAUGCGGAGGACUUCGACGAGGCCAGCACCGUGUACUCCGAGACCGAAUUCCCACGCAAGUGUGGAUUUUGCCGACAUCGCUUCGAGACGAGACAAGAACGAAUAGAUCACAUUGCGGAUCACUUCAAGCAAGGCAAAUCUAUGCUUGACUGGCGCGACGAGGAAGACAACGACAGCCUCGAUUCCGCAGACGACGACAAUGACGACGGGCCAGGCGAUGGCGGCUUCGGUGGCAAGCCUUCCCCUCAACCGCCUUUCCAUCCACAGGGUGACGGUGGCUCCAAACACACUGGCUCGGGCGGCAGCGGCGGCUCUGCAGGCCAGUCAUCAAGCGGCGGAUUCUUCCAAUUCCAGCUCUCACAACUCGGUGAGAGCCAGUUGUAUUGUGCGGACCAACUUAUCAAACCCACUACACUUUCGCCGAACAUCUCUCAGUCAUCGAUCUCACCUGAGAGGGAUGCAACAGCAUCGCUCGGCGUCUCAAGUGACCAGCAACUACUGCAAGUCAGCCACAUUGCGACAGAGGAAGAACACAAGAAUGCUCUGGCCGGCGAUGUGCUCUCCCAGUCCGUGAGGAGUGUACUCCUGAACUCAUCCUCAGGCAAAAUACGUCCAUCAACGACGUCAUUCCUAAGUGUCAAGCUUCUGGGCUCCGGUGGCUUUAGUACGGUCGACGAAGUCGUACAUCAGCAAACGGGACUCCACGUCGGUCGCAAGACACUCAAGAACCGUGACCAGAACGCGAUUGCGGAGCUCAAGAAGGAAGUCAGCGUUCUUCAGAAGCUUCGCCACCCUCACAUCAUUCGAUUCCUUGGGGCCUAUUCCAGAGGCGACAAGAUGUCGAUCCUCCUCUCACCCGUCGCGGAGACAACACUUGCAGGAUGGCUGCAGCGAACAGCGCUACAGAAGCCUGCCAACCUGCCAGAGACUAUUACCAAGAUGUUUGGCUGUCUUGCCUCGUCAGUGAGGUAUCUCCACGAGCAGCGACCUGUUGUCAAGCAUAUGGAUAUCAAGCCUCAGAACAUCUUGAUCGUAGAAGGCGAUCAGGAAUUCCCACACGUCGUGCUCAGCGACUUUGGUGUCAGCUCCGCAGAAGAAGUGGGCGACGACCAGCGCAAGCCGCUAACACGUCAAUACAUCGCCCCUGAAGUCUUUGAGGGCUUUACUCGCAAGCAGGCAGCUGACAUAUGGAGUCUUGGUUGUGUCUUCGCCGAGAUGGCGUCUGUAUCGUUCAGCCAAUGCAACACGGGAUGGUUAGCUUUCCGCAAGACAUUCAGCGGUCGUACUGGCAAGCACUACUGGCAGGACGUCUCCGGUAUACAAGACAAGCUUGCCGCAUUCCUGACUGAGGCAAAUACUACGACGGAGCAGACCGUUGUGCGUACGCUUCAGACCAUGCUGAGUGCCGAUCCAGAUGAGCGGCCGGACGCACGAUCAUUGACCAUGAUCUUUACUCCCGCACCAUGCUGUCUCAACUGGCCGAACGACAAGGCGACAUACCCUGGUCCACAAGAGGAACUUGGUGGAGUAGAGACGCUUGCUCACCAAGGCGGCGACGAAACCUGCUGCCAUUCCCACGCUCACGGCAAGAACAGCACCGAGUCAGAGCCUAGCCUUUUGAACGCGAAGAGCUGGCUAGACGAGUGUACACACACUCACGAAGCUUGUCACCAUACAGCAGAGCGCGAUGCCAGCAACCUACCCACACGUCUGAUCGAGAUUCUUCCGGGAAGUCCGGGCGAUGCAAUUCGCGCGAGAAUUGUUCAGACCGACAGCCUGAAGUCGUCUACCGAAUAUGUUGCCUUGAGCUACGUAUGGGGCGACAACCAGCCAGUACUCUCCAGCAGCACGCUGUUGAGCAUGCGAAGUGAGCUGCCUCUAGGAACACUCCCGAUGACAGUCGCGAAUGCGAUUGCGACAGCACAUCGCCUGGGCCACAAGUAUUGCUGGCUAGAUUCACUAUGUGUGCUUCAAGAUUCGGAAGAAGACAAGGAACAAGAGUGCACGAGGAUGGCGUCGACCUUCCGUAACGCAGCACUGACAGUCGUACUUGACCAGUUGACCGGCGAAGUGGUCAUGUCGGGCAUACCUGAAAAGAACUACCCGGCGUCCUUACUUGGAUCAGCAAACAGCCCAAGCCCGACUCCAGGUCGACAGCCGGCUUCUGCCUUGCUUCCAGCUGGCAUUCUGACUACACCCAACUUCGGCUGGGAUACACGUGCAUGGGCACUACAAGACCGCCUACUCAGUCGACGCUUCCUCCACUUGGGUGAACAGUUGUACUGGGAGUGCAACACGCUCAAGGCUUCUGAAACCUUCCCCCGCGGUCUCUCAGCACUAGUCUGGGAGAAGGUGCAUACGGAAUUUGACCAAGGUAUACUGUCUACGCCAAUCGCUGCCGCAAAUGGGAAUAGCAAGAGCAGCAAUGCAGUCCAGCUAAUGCUGAACGGCCUCGACGACGACUAUCUGGACAAUCGGAAAGACCGGACCUGCGGUGCCAAACAUGUCUGCUUUUCUGCAAACACCGAGCCGCAUCACGCACUUCCAUUGGCAAUUCCUCUGCGCGAAUGCCAAUCAUCACACAAGCAAGGCGACAGUGUCGUGAAUGGGAUAGAAGGCGACCAAACUCAAGGGUCGAAAUCGAUUUCCAUGUGCCAGUUUCGCAGGAGUGGGAGUAAGACUGGGAGUCGUCGGCUCAACAAAGCGUGUUUUCAGACGAAAACACUACCUGGACAGAACCCAGGUGGAGGGGAAGAUGAAGAGAUGAGUGGUGGAAUUGCGAAUGGGAAUGCAUAUGGGAACGGGAAUGGGAUGACUUAG
Alternaria triticimaculans is the source of this 3960-nucleotide messenger RNA. RefSeq lists its product as uncharacterized. The transcript has 4 exons. Gene Ontology annotation, molecular function: protein kinase activity; ATP binding. NCBI's taxonomy places the organism in Eukaryota, Fungi, Ascomycota, Dothideomycetes, Pleosporales, Pleosporaceae. Gene Ontology annotation, biological process: protein phosphorylation. The record is from RefSeq and is a predicted model, not a curated record. The coding region runs from base 1 to 3960 and encodes 1319 amino acids.